Molecule: messenger RNA, 608 nt
Organism: Calidris pugnax (ruff)
Lineage: Eukaryota; Metazoa; Chordata; Aves; Charadriiformes; Scolopacidae
Gene: UBE2C
Product: ubiquitin conjugating enzyme E2C
Exons: 4
Coding region: 47-457 (136 amino acids)
Source: RefSeq, a predicted model, not a curated record
GGGGGAGGGGGGGGGCCCAGCCCCCCCUGACCCGCUGUCCCCGCAGAUGUCCGGUGACAAAGGCAUCUCUGCCUUCCCCGAGUCCGACAACCUCUUCAAGUGGAUCGGGACCAUCGACGGUGCCGCCGGCACGGCCUACGAGGAGCUGCGGUACAAGCUGUCGCUGGAGUUCCCCAGCGGGUACCCCUACACCGCGCCCACCGUGCGGUUCCUGACGCCCUGCUACCACCCCAACGUCGACACCCAGGGCAACAUCUGCCUGGACAUCCUCAAGGACAAGUGGUCGGCCCUCUACGACGUCCGCACCAUCCUGCUCUCCAUCCAGAGCCUGCUGGCAGAGCCAAACAUCGAGAGCCCCCUGAACACACACGCUGCCGAGCUCUGGAGGAACCAAACUGCCUACAAGAAGUACGUGCGGGAGACAUACGCCAAGCAGGCCAAGAGCCAGGAAACCUGACCCACGCCACCUCUCCCCGUCAUCCUUGGGUCCCUGCCUGCUCCCUCUCCGGCCGCUUCCCCCGGCUUUCUGUAUCAUAGGCUGUUUUUAAAUUAAUUUUGCAGUCCGAGCUACGGUUAAUGUAUAAAUAAAUGCAUGCUUAUAACUUUUA